AUGAUCAGCAAGGCCAAUCUUCAAACCAACAAUAGUCAUUCCAACAACAGCCACAGGGGUUCUUUCAGUCAAGAUUUAGGCAGCAGCAACAACCCCAACCGCCCACUCACCAUCAACAACAACAAAAAUUCUGGUGGAAAUUCUAAUGCUAAGUCAGAUGUGUUAAACCAAUUCAUGGCUGAAACUCGAUCUUCUAUUAGAAAUUUGGAGACCCAAAUGGGACAAUUGGCUACUCUCAUGGCUAAUCGUGCCCAAGGUAACUUGCCUAGCACCACUGAAGUCAAUCUGAAAGAGAAUUGCAAGGCAAUCACGUUGAGAAGUGGGAAGAAUUAUGAGGGACCAAGUGAGAAGCAGCCAGUUGAAGAAGUGGGUCAGGAUCAACAGGCACAGGCACCGACACAAGAGGAAAAGAAGCACAAUGAGAAAAAGGCUACUGAGGGCAUAACAGUAAAAGAAGCUUCUCCACCAAUCAGUAUUGAGCAUCACAUAAAGAUUCCCUACCCCCAAAGGCUCUGUAAGAACAACAUGGACAAGCAGUUUACUAAAUUCCUGGAAGUAUUCAAGAAACUGCACAUCAACAUUCCAUUUGCGGAGGCCUUAGAGCAAAUGCCGAGCUAUGUCAAGUUCAUGAAGGACUUCUUGUCCAAGAAGAGGAAUAUGGAGGAUUUUGAAACUGUGGCAUUGACAGAAGAGUGUAGUGCUAUACUGCAAAAGAAGCUCCCUCCUAAACUGAGAGAUGCUGGGAGUUUCACAAUACCGUGCACUAUUGGGAGAAUUAAGGGAAUAAAUGCUCUUUGUGAUUUGGGGGCCAGUAUCAACCUGAUGCCAUUGUCAGUUUUUAAGAGAUUGCAACUUGGUGAAGCCAAGCCCACAACUGUAACUUUGCAACUAGCUGAUCGUUCGUUGGCACAUCCAAGAGGGGUAAUUGAAGAUGUCCUGGUCAAAGUAGACAAGUUUAUUUUUCCUGCCGAUUUCAUAGUUCUUGACAUGGAAGAGGAUAGCAAUGUGCCCAUUAUCCUUGGGAGACCCUUCUUAGCAACAGGCCAAGCACUCAUAGAUGUUCAAAAAGGUGAAUUGAAGUUGAGAGUACAAAGGGAAGAAGUUGUGUUCAAUGUGCUCAAGGCCAUGACCUAUCCAGAAGCUAGUAACAAUUGCUUUUCGGUUGAUGUAAUGGGUAAUUUAGUGGAAGAGAGAAAACUGAUAAAUGAUCCUCUUGAGUUAAGUUUGGUUGAAGAUGAAGUUAGUGAUCAAGAUGGAAAGGAAGCUAUGGAGUACGCAAAAUGGCUUAAUUCUUAUGGGCCAUUGAAAAGGAAAUACUUUGAAGAGCUUGGGGCAGUACCAAAAAGGUCAUUUCCCUCAGUUGAGAAACCCCCAGAGUUAGAACUGAAGAUACUUCCUGACCAUCUGAGGUAUGAGUUUUUGGGUGAAAACAAGACACUUCCGGUUAAGUUUCAGCUUCACUAUCUGAUGUGGAGACUGAAAAAUUGUUGA
Humulus lupulus (European hop) is the source of this 1491-nucleotide messenger RNA. RefSeq lists its product as uncharacterized. The coding region runs from base 1 to 1491 and encodes 496 amino acids. The transcript has a single exon. Lineage: Eukaryota; Viridiplantae; Streptophyta; Magnoliopsida; Rosales; Cannabaceae. The record is from RefSeq and is a predicted model, not a curated record.